This is a messenger RNA of Thunnus maccoyii (southern bluefin tuna), 10174 nucleotides long. It is a transcript of the gene myh14, whose product is annotated as myosin, heavy chain 14, non-muscle. The record is from RefSeq and is a predicted model, not a curated record. Lineage: Eukaryota; Metazoa; Chordata; Actinopteri; Scombriformes; Scombridae. Bases 372 to 6485 code for a protein of 2037 amino acids. Gene Ontology annotation, molecular function: cytoskeletal motor activity; ATP binding; actin filament binding. The transcript has 45 exons. Gene Ontology annotation, cellular component: myosin complex.
GUUUCAUGCCAGUAGAGGGGCGGAAAGCUGGUGCUGCAUUCACAGGGCGGGUUUACGGCUCGGUUGUAGGAUUUCAUUGGAGUUAUCCUUCGCUAAAAAACAUCUUCUCGCACCUGGUUGGUCUCCUGGCAGGAAGCGCUGUUCCUGGGCUGAAGCCGCCGCCUUGCCCUCACUGCUCUCUGUCUAUUUUAUUCCCACCGAGAAGUGUGUGCGGCUCUACGGAGAGAGCGGUGCAAUGAUAAAAGCCGCAUAUGCGGUAGGCUACACACCUAUCAGGCAGAAAAAUAUCCAAGAAACAGCCUCAUCCCGGUUCUCCUCGCACCGCAGCCUUAUCCACGACUCAGAGCGGAACCUGAAGUGCCAGUAGUACCAUGUCCAGGCCAACGGGGGGCGGUGCCAACGAUGUCACCCGCUUCCUGUCAUCGGGAGCGGGGCCAGGGUCUCCCACCACCAACUCCGCUGUGUUCACUGCUGCCAGCCAAGCCGACUGGGCGGCCAAGAGACUAGUGUGGGUGCCAUCGGAGAAGCAUGGCUUUGAGUCGGCCAGUAUUCGAGAGGAGCGUGGCGAUGAGGUGGAGGUGGAGCUGACAGACAGCCAGAGGCGGGUGACUCUGUCCAGGGAGGAGGUGCAGCGAAUGAACCCCCCGCGCUUCAGUAAAGUGGAGGACAUGGCCGACCUCACCUGCCUCAAUGAAGCCUCUGUGCUGCACAACCUGAGAGAGAGAUACUACUCCGGCUUGAUCUAUACGUAUUCAGGGCUGUUCUGUGUUGUGGUGAACCCUUACAAGAACCUGCCCAUCUACACAGAGUCCAUCGUGGAGAUGUAUCGAGGCAAAAAACGCCACGAGAUGCCCCCGCACAUCUACGCCAUAUCAGAGGCCGCCUAUCGCAGCAUGCUGCAAGACAGAGAAGAUCAGUCAAUCCUCUGCACAGGUGAGUCUGGAGCAGGGAAAACGGAGAAUACUAAGAAAGUCAUACAGUACUUGGCUCACGUUGCCUCCUCUCAUAAGAGUGGCACUCUGGGCAGGAACAAGGAAGCUUUACAGAUGGACGGCUCUAGGUCCUUAACCAGAGGCAGCUCUAUGGUGAUCAGGAGUGUACAAUAUGGCGAGCUUGAGAGACAGCUGCUGCAGGCCAACCCCAUACUGGAAGCCUUUGGCAACGCAAAGACUGUCAAGAAUGACAAUUCCUCCAGAUUUGGUAAAUUCAUCCGUAUUAAUUUUGACGUGGCAGGGUACAUCGUUGGUGCCAACAUUGAAACCUACCUCCUGGAAAAGUCCCGGGCCACCCGUCAGGCCAAAGAUGAGAGGACGUUCCACAUCUUUUACCAGAUGUUGUGUGGAGCUUCAGAGGACACAAGAGCGGACCUGCUCUUAGGAACUGCUGAUGAAUACCGCUUUCUCAGUGGAGGCUCCAUACCAGUUCCCGGUCAGAGCGAUUCAGAAAACUUCACCCAGACUAUGGACUCUAUGGCUAUAAUGGGCUUCAACCCGGAGGAGCUGCUAUCCAUGCUGAAGGUGAUCUCUUCUGUGCUCCAGUUUGGGAAUAUUUCCUUCACAAAGGAGAAGAACCAAGACCAGGCAUCCAUGCCUGAUAACACAGCUGCUCAGAAACUGUGCCAUCUGCUGGGCAUCAACGUGUUGGAGUUCACCCGCGCCAUACUCACCCCGAGGAUCAAAGUGGGUCGAGAGUAUGUGCAGAAGGCCCAGACUAAAGAACAGGCUGACUUCGCUGUGGAGGCCUUGGCUAAGGCCACAUAUGAGCGUCUGUUCAGAUGGUUGGUGCACAGGAUCAACAGAGCUCUGGACCGCAGACAGAGACAGGGAGCCUCAUUCAUUGGCAUCCUAGAUAUUGCUGGAUUUGAGAUCUUUCAGCUCAACUCCUUUGAGCAGCUGUGUAUCAACUACACCAACGAGAAACUGCAGCAGCUCUUCAACCACACCAUGUUCAUCCUGGAGCAGGAGGAAUACCAGCGGGAGGGCAUCGAGUGGAACUUUAUUGACUUCGGCCUGGACUUGCAGCCCUGCAUUGACCUCAUCGAAAGACCAGCCCACCCACCUGGUGUUCUGGCCCUGCUGGAUGAGGAGUGCUGGUUCCCUCGAGCAACAGACCGCUCGUUUGUGGACAAGCUCUCUGGAGAGCAAGGCAGCCAUCCAAAAUUCUUCAAAUCAAAGCAGCCACGCGGGGAGGCUGACUUCUCCAUCAUUCACUAUGCUGGCAAGGUGGACUACAAGGCUGAUGACUGGCUAGUAAAAAACAUGGAUCCUCUGAACGACAACGUGGCAUCUCUUCUCCACCAGUCGUCUGAUCAUUUUGUCUCAGAGCUCUGGAAGGAGGUGGACAGGAUUGUGGGUCUGGACCAGGUUUCAUCAGGAGAGAACAGCGGGUCGGUCACGUUCGGAGCAGCAGGACUGAAGACAAAGAAGGGAAUGUUCAGGACUGUUGGUCAACUCUACAAGGAGUCCCUUGCCAAGCUGAUGGCCACGCUGAGGAACACCAACCCCAACUUCCUGCGCUGCAUCAUCCCCAACCACGAGAAGAGGGCCGGUAAGCUGUCACCCCACCUCGUUUUAGACCAGCUGAGGUGUAACGGAGUUCUUGAGGGGAUCCGUAUCUGCAGACAAGGCUUCCCUAACCGCAUCCCAUUCCAGGAGUUCAGACAGAGAUAUGAGAUCCUGACUCCUAAUGCUAUUCCUCGCACCUUCAUGGAUGGCAAACAGGCAUCAGAACUCAUGAUCAGUGCUUUGGAACUGGAUCACAACCUGUUCAGAGUAGGUCAGAGUAAAGUCUUCUUCAGAGCUGGAGUCCUGGCUCACCUGGAAGAGGAGAGAGACCUAAAGAUCACAGACACCAUCAUACGUUUUCAGAGCGCCUCCAGAGGCUACCUUGCACGAAAAGCCUUUAUGAAGAAGCAGCAGCAGCUGAGUGCUAUGAGGGUGAUGCAGAGGAACUGUGCUGCUUACCUCAAACUCAGAAACUGGCAGUGGUGGCGACUUUUCACUAAGGUGAAGCCCCUGCUGCAGGUGACGAGGCAGGAUGAGGAGAUCCAGGUCAGGGAGGCAGAGCUCCAGAAGGCCAAGGACAAACUCACCCGAGUGGAGCAGGACUUCUUUGAGCUGGACAAGAAACACGUUCAGCUCCUAGAGGAGAAGGCAGUGCUGGCUGACCAGCUGCAGGCCGAGGCAGAACUGUUUGCGGAGGCAGAGGAGAUGAGGGCCAGGUUGGCCAAUCGGAAGCAGGAGCUUGAGGAGGUGCUGGGCGAGCUGGAGAGUCGAUUGGAAGAAGAGGAGGAGAGGGGUGUCCAGCUGACCAAUGAGAAGAAGAGGAUGCAGCAAAAUAUACAGGACCUGGAGGAGCAGUUAGAGGAAGAGGAAAGUGCCAGACAGCGCCUCCUGCUGGAGAAAGUUAGCUUGGAGACCAAAGUGAAAAGUCUGGAAACUGACCUGCUGAGUGCAGUGGAGCAGAGAGACCGAUUUAGCAAGGAGAAGAAACAGCUUGAGGAGCGUCUGAGUGAGGUGACGGACCAGCUAACUGAGGAAGAAGAGAAAACCAAAAGUCUCAACAAACUCAAGAACAAGCAGGAGGCUGUCAUCGCAGACCUAGAGGAGCGCUUGAAGCGUGAGGAGCAGGGUCGUUUGGAGCAGGAGAAGUGGAGGAGGAGGAUGGAGAACGAGUCGGUGGAGGCACAAGAGCAGCUGUCAGACUUGGGCAUGCUGUCCGCAGAGCUGAGGGGCAGUCUGGCUCAGAAGGAAAAGGAAAUCACCACCCUGCAGGGCCGGUUGGAGGAAGAGGGAGCACGCCGAGCAGAAGCUCAGAGGGCUCUGAGGGAGGCCAUGUCCCAGGUAUCUGAGCUGAAGGAGGAAGUGGAUAAUGAACGAGGGAUGAGAGAAAGGGCAGAGAAACAAAGGCGAGACCUGGGGGAGGAGCUGGAGGCUUUGAGGACCGAGCUGGAGGACACUCUGGACACCACAGCUGCCCAGCAGGAACUAAGGUCUCGUCGAGAGGCGGAGUUAAGCGAGCUCCAGCGGUGUGUUGAAGAGGAGACUCGCCGCCAUGAGGUCCAGCUAUCAGAGCUCAGAGUCAAACACAGCGCUGCCAUAGACAGUCUCCAGGAACAGCUGGACAACAGCAAGAGAGCACGUCAGUCCCUGGAGAAGGCCAAGGUGGUGCUGGAGGAGGAGAGGCAGAAUUUGACCUCAGAACUCAAGAGCCUCCAAACGAGCCGUACGGAGACGGAGCGAGGCCGUAAGAGGGCCGAGGGUCAGCUGCAGGAGCUCAGCGCCCGCCUGGCUCAGGCUGACAGAGAGAGGGAGGAGAGAGAGGAAAGAGUGCACAAGCUACAGUGUGAGAUUGAGUCCCUCUCCGGCAAUUUGUCCUCCGCUGACACCAAAUCUCUCCGUCUCUCUAAAGAGGUCAGCAGCCUGGAGAGCCAGCUGCAUGACGCACAGGAAUUGCUGCAGGAGGAGACUCGCCAGAAGCUGGCUCUGGGCUCGAGGGUGCGAGCGCUGGAGGAGGAGAGGAACGGACUGAUGGAGAGAGUCGAGGAGGAAGAGGAAAGAGCCAAAGAGUUGACCCGGCAGAUCCAGACUCACACUCAGCAGCUGGCUGAAUUGCGUAAGCAGUCGGAGGAGGUGAACACCGCAGUGGAGGCUGGAGAGGAGACCCGUAGGAAACUCCAGAGAGAGUUGGACAGCGCCAUCCAGAGGGAGCGACAGAAGGAGGAGGAGAAAGAGAGAGUGGAGAGGCAGAGGGAGAGACUGAGGGAGGAGAUAGAGGACAUGACGCUGGCCCUGCAGAGAGAGCGGCAGAACUGCACGGCACUGGAGAAGAGGCAGAAGAAGUUCGACCAGUGUCUGGCAGAGGAGAAGGCAGUGAGCGCUCGGCUGGCGGAAGAGAGAGACAGAGCAGAAGCAGACAGCAGAGAGAAGGAGACACGAUAUCUGGCAUUAUCCCGAGCCCUGCAGGAGGCCCAAGAUCAGAGAGAGGAGCUAGAAAGGGCCAACAAGCAGCUCCGUCUGGAAAUGGAACAGCUUGUAAACCAGCAGGACGAUGUCGGCAAGAACGUCCAUGAGCUGGAGCGGACCCGGAGGGCUCUCGAAACGGAAGCCCAGAACCUGCGAGUUCAGACCCAGGAGCUGGAGGAAGAGCUCACGGAGGCGGAGAACUCGAGGCUGAGGCUGGAGGUCAACCUGCAGGCACUCAAGGCUCAGUUUGAGAGGGAGAUCAGCACCAGCGAGGAGAAGGGAGAGGAGAAGAGGAGGGCGCUCAGCAAACAGGUGAGGGAGCUGGAGAUCCAGUUGGAGGAGGAGAGGAGUCAGCGGUCUCAGGCCGUGUCGUCCAAGAAGCAGCUGGAAGCGGAGCUGCAGGAAGCUGAGGCCCAGGUGGAGACAUCCACCCGUGGCAAAGAAGAGGCAGUGAAGCAGCUACGGAGGCUGCAGGGUCAAAUGAAGGAAAUCCUUCGAGAACUAGAUGAGACCAAGUUGGCUCGGGACGAGGUGAUCGCCCAAUCAAAAGACAGCGAGAAGAAAAUCCAAACCCUGGAGGCAGAGGUGCUGCAAUUCACUGAGGAGCUGUCUGUAUCUGAGAGGCAGAGGAGACAGGCUCAGCAGGAGAGAGACGAGAUGGCAGACGAGAUGGUCAACAGCAGUUCUGGAAAGACGGCACUAUUUGAAGAGAAGCGGAGGUUAGAGUCACGAGUCAGUCAGCUGGAAGAGGACCUGGAGGAGGAGCAGACUAACUCUGAGUUGCUGGCAGAGAGACAAAGAAAGACGGCUCUACAGGUGGAGACUCUGACCGUGCAGCUGCAGGGAGAGAGGACUCUGGCCCAGAAAGCAGAGGCAGCUCGGGAGCAGCUGGAGAGGCAGAACAAGGAGCUGAAGAGUCGGCUUGGGGAGCUGGAGGGAGCCGUGAGGGGCAAACACCGGCUCAGCGUCGCCGCCCUGGAGGCCAAGAUAGAAUCAAUGGAGGAGCAGCUGGAGCAGGAGAGACAGGAACGAGCUAUCGCCAACAAACUGGUGCGGAAGACAGAGAAGAAACUGAAGGAGGUGAUGAUGCAGGCAGAAGACGAGAGGAGGCACGCAGACCAAUACAGAGAGCAGCUGGAUAAGUCUAUGGUCCGACUGAAGCAGCUGAAGAGGCAGCUGGAGGAGGUGGAGGAGGAGAACUCUCGCUCCAACGCCCAGAAGAGGAAGCUGCAGAGAGAGCUGGAGGAGCUCAGCGACAGCAGUCAGAGCAUGACACGGGAGAUCACCACUCUCCGCAGCCAGCUCAGCAUCCCUGAAUGGAGAGCAGAUAAGCGUGCUCCGUUGCCCCUGGCGAUGCGCGGACGCAGAGCGCUGGUGGACGACCUCUCAUUGGAGAACUCGGACUCAGAGGAGCCCCCCGCCUCGCCAACCCCCUCCUCUGGACUCCCAGGGACUCCGACUCCCUCCUCAGAACACAGCCUGGAUCCUCCGCCGCCCUACAGCGUCAACAACACAGAGUGACACACACACAUAGACUCAAACACAUAAUAGACACACAAACACACACACAAAACACUAAAACGCAUCGGCCUCUCGCAGCCUUGGCUUCUCAGGGGUGAAGGAGCGACAUGCACACAGCACAUAACAGAACACUGUAGUUUAUAAAUGUCAUGUAGGAACAUCAGGCGCUAUAAAAACAACCUCACUUAAUGCUCUUUAAGAUUUUGCCUCGUUUUUUCUGAACAAGAACAGAAAACGUGUAAAAAUGAGAUUUUACAAAGAGGCGACUGCAAUUGAUUUUUAUUUUGUAACAAACUGGGACAUAAAAAGCGACAUAACGAGGACUGGAAAUUUCUACAUAACACCUCUGUAAUGCAUUUCUGAGGAACUAAUUAAUUAUUAUCAACAAAGUCGUUUAUCUGAUUUCACGAUGCUGUACAGCUUAGAGAGCAGAAACAAUACGGUGGCCAUGUCUUUUACAUUAGGAGGUAUUUCAAAACUAAGCCAUGUUUAACCCUUUGAUGAAGAUUGAAUAUACACACAAUCUAAUUUCACAAAGGGCUGAUGGAGAGGUGAAAAUACUUCUGAAAGGUGUUAAGACAAUCUAUAUAUACAUGAUAUAUUAAAUAGUCAACAAGAGGAGAAGAAGAAGUCAAAUACACACAUGUGGAACAGGGAGUUUCAUCUUCUCUGUGUGUGUGUGUCUUAAGUGCAAAUGUGAUUUUUCUGACAUCUUCAUGUGUCAGUUAACUUUUUAAAACCACAAAGAAAACUUGAAGUUAGAGAAACGGCAAUUAGUAACCGAUAUUUAGUCAAACCUUUAUUGGAAAUGGUUAAUAAAGGAUUGAAAAGCAUUACACUAAGUUCCGUAACAUAUUGAUCUCAUUUUCAUAUCAUUUGUCACAAUAGUAGUGACACAUUUGACCAUAAAAAGCAGCCUAACGUGCAGUAACACUCGCUGCAUUAAGGCUGUAUUAAAUAGAUAAAUCCUUUUUCUAUAGAUUAGAAACGGUAUGUUGUUAGAUAAUGCAGUAGGUAGUAUUAGAUAGUUUCUUCAACUAAAGUCUUAACAUAUUGCUUCAGAAAUUUGUAUAAUUUAUAUCAAUCUCAAUAUGAGCUUAAGUUAUUGAUUGCUGGUUGUUUUACUGUACAACUCAGUCUUGUGGGGAAGUGUUUUUGUCUGAUUAUUUCUGAUACUGCUGGCACUGAUGUCAGGCUGAAGUGGGUUACAAAGAUUUGUUCGAGUCAGAGUUGCAGCAUCGGGUCUUAAAAGUGAAUCUGCAUGGAAGACCUUUCUGGUGAAUAACUGGUUUGAUUGGUUAAGGUUAUUGCUGGUGUAGAAAAGAAGUAAAUAUAUGGAUUUUCUACCGCAGCAAAAUAACUUAAACUCUAGACAUAACCUGUGGAGAACUGUAUUAAUUCAUCUUUUUAUCCAAAGCAGAAAAAAAUGUGACAAUGGAUCUUUUUUUUUCUUCUUUUAGACUGAUAAACACAUCACAUUUUAUUUUAACAAGCAUCUUGUACAUUGUAAUUUUGAUUUUUACUGAUUAACUGUGUAAAUUAUCGAUCAAACAAAGCUUUUUUUUUUUUGUUUAACCAAAUGGUGGGCGUAUGGAUGAGAAAAAGGGACUUAAAUUUGUAGUAAACGUAGAGUAGGUAUAGGAUAGAGUAGAUGACAGGAGUAGAGUCCGGUUAGGUGUUUCCUCAGUAGAAAAAUCUCUGCUCACAGUUCCUGUGUAGAAGAUUGUAGAAUAACUGAGCACGAAACUCAGAGCGUUUUCAGAAACUAGUAGUAGUAGAUAAAAAAUGACAAUUGAGGCACUGAGGAAUGAAUUUUUAUGUAUUUAAGUAAACGCAAGUAGAAGAUAAAGUAGAAUUUUUUUUACCCUUGCUAUUGAAACUCAAAGUGACAUACAGUACACGUGUGGGUUACGUCAACCAAACAGGCAGUUUGAUGAUCUUGCUGUGUUUGUGAAGCCUGGUUUUAAAGAUGUUUUUUCUUUACUCAGUCUCUAUUUUUUUUUCCUAGCAUGUUUUAUUUAUUGUUUAACAGAUGGAGGUCUUUUUCAAAAUGUUCUUCUUGUUCAUGACCUUCUUCAGCACCUGCCCAGCUGUCACAGUUUUAAGUCUGUCAGUUUUAAACCAAUGUGAUGUCUGCUUUUUGAUGUAGACACAAAGAGCAAUGUCUUAACAAACUUGGACACGAUGCUUAAAGGAAAAGUUUGACAUUUUGGGAAAUACACUUAAUUGCGUUCCUGCUGCAAGUUCGAUUAAAACUGACACCUCUCUCACAUCUGAAAGCUAUAUAUGAAGCUAAAGCCAGCAGCAGGUUAGCUUAGCUUAGCAUAAAGGCUGGAAACAAGGGGAAACUGCUAGCAUGCCUCUGUCUCAAGGUAACAAAAUCCAUCUACCAGCACCUGUAAAGCUCAUGUUAUAUCUUGUUUGUUACAUUUGCACACAAACCAGUGUAAAAACAAGUUGUGAGUUAUGAAGUUAGUGAGUUUGUUAGCUGUUAGCUGUGCUAAGCUGAGCUAACCAGCUGCUAGUUUAGCCUACAGACAGUAUCGAUCUUCUCCUCUCUCUCUCUCGGUAAGAAAGCGAAUAAACGUGUUUCCCAAAAUGUUGAACUAUUCAUUUAAAUUAGAAAGAAUGUCACAGGCGCUUUGAGUUUCAGAAAUGAGAUGAAAAUUGUGUAGCUGAAAACACAAAUGUUCUGAAUGUUUUCUUUUUAUUCUGCAUAUAUAUAAAUAUAUAUACUAUAUGUCAAAUGAUUAAUGAUCCUGUUGGUGUGUACCGUUGAUUACGCACUGGACCAGUACAGUAGUUUUCGGUAAUCAGGGUCGUCAUUACUGCUCCCUCUUCUUCCUUCAGUUUUAAGUUAACAGGUUGUAUAUUUUAAUGAAGCAGCAAAGCAAAGCUGACAUCUGCACUGACAAAACAACAGCGUGUACAGUACUUAACAGGCCUAACGUCCAUUUGUGUAUCCAUAUUUUCAGACAUGUUUUUUUUUUCGCCAUGCCAGGUUCACCAUGAUUCACAGUUAGUGACAGGUGAAGAAAGAUCAAAGAUUUGACUACUGACGACAUAUAUUUAAUGCCCUAUUAAAGGGUUUUGUUUUUGUUUUUGUUUUUUAUUUUCUGUAUGUAUGUUUCUUUUUAUUUUAGCAAUAUGCAAAGGAUUUUGUUUGAAUCUGUGUUUUUUAAGAUAUUGUGUAAAUGCUGCACUUUACACACAACCAGUGGGGAUAAACUCAGCCGGACACUGUCAGUACAUAACGUCUGCUGUGACAGGUUAUAAUUUAUCUGAAAGAGGCCGACAUAGCAUUAAGCCAAAUGAGCUGACAUCACGUGUCAUCACGACACAAUCUGUCACUCUGAACUCUUCACCUAAAUGUUGUAAUCUCAAAAUGUCAUAUCAACGUCUAAAUGUGGCGAGUUCGUUCACGCCUUGAUAGACCAAAAUCUAACGACACAUGGAUUGAACUGCUUCAAGGAGAACAGACGAGCUCUGCUUUCCUGUAGCAAGAGACCAGGCCGGUGCUUCUCAAAGGUGUUAUUUUCCUCUCUGUGUUUGUUUAUGGCUACUGUGGAACUUGAAACAUUUUUGGAAAUGUGUUUUAUUGUUUUAGCCUUUUUUUUUCUUUGUUAAUGAUGCUGGAAUUAUAAAACAUCUGACUGGGGUUAACUUUAAUAUAUGUCGUUGGUUUUGAA